UAAAUUCAUAAAUGGACGAUGAUAUUAAUUUUGCCCAAAUAAAAAAUAACUAAUACAACAAAGUGGUGGAUGUGGCAAUAUUGAACCGCAACCGGCAUGUUGACAUCUCCUCGAUUGAUAUGUGCUAGCUAAAAUUCUAGAAAAUUUCAAACAAAUUUCUAAUUCGCAGGAGUAUUUUGCUAUUAUUAUUGUCUAAUAUACAAAUCAAUAUCAUUCCAAAAUGGUGCGUGUUGGUUUGCAAAUCUCAGCUACUCUAGAGAACAUUGAAAGUCUAGAAACCAAUCAUCCGGAUUAUCCAUUUUUUGUGAAAGUGAAAUGCACAAAUUGUGGGGAAACGUCCGAUAAAUGGCACGACAUAACCGAAUCGGAGCGCUCACAAAGUGGUACAGAUUCACGUAAUCCCGAUGGGUUCAAUUUCUAUAUGAAAUGCAAAAUGUGCGGUCGUGAAAAUAGCAUUGACGUAGUAGAGAAGACAAAUGCUUUGUACACUCAGGAUGAUGCGGGGAAAUUUAAGACUAUUGUCGUUUUCGAUUGCCGAGGCGUAGAACCAGUCGAGUUUUCUCCACGUACUGGUUGGAUAGUACGGUCCGCUGAGAAUGGCCAAACAUUCGAAGAUGUGGAUUUGUCUGAGGAUGAUUGGGUUGAAUACGAUCAAAAGAAUAAGGAGUCAGUUGGAGUGUAUGAAUUCGCUUCACAAUUUAUAAAAUUGAAGAAAUAAAGGGUUGUAUGUAUUUGAGGAACAAGCAAAAAAGCUUACGUGUUAUAAGCUGCCAAGAAAGUUUUGAAAAUUACAUGGGUAUUUUUUUUAUAUACACAUGCCCCACAAAGUCUGUGCCUUCCUAAGUUUAUUAAAAACAAAAUAGAAUAUUAUGAUUAAA
Messenger RNA from Anastrepha ludens (Mexican fruit fly), 878 nucleotides. RefSeq names its product UPF0587 protein CG4646. The record is from RefSeq and is a predicted model, not a curated record. Lineage: Eukaryota; Metazoa; Arthropoda; Insecta; Diptera; Tephritidae. Gene Ontology annotation, molecular function: zinc ion binding. Bases 221 to 718 code for a protein of 165 amino acids. The transcript has 2 exons.